AUGUUCAGCUGCGAUUGGGCGGUGAAAGAGGCGGAGAAGUUGGUGACCACCUGCUACAAGUACCAGGCUUACUUUCCGACGUUCUCCGAAGAAAAGCAGGAGUUGCUGAACCUGGCCAACCAGAUCAUCAACAACAAACCGGCCUUUACCGCUGCUGGGUUCUUCGAGGUCAACUGCCGCACUCUGUUCACCCUGUUCGGGACCACCACCACCUACUUCAUCGUGAUCAUACAGUUCAAUCAGAUGUAG
This is a messenger RNA of Anoplophora glabripennis (Asian longhorned beetle), 249 nucleotides long. Its product is annotated as putative gustatory receptor 2a. Lineage: Eukaryota; Metazoa; Arthropoda; Insecta; Coleoptera; Cerambycidae. Gene Ontology annotation, cellular component: neuronal cell body; axon; dendrite. Gene Ontology annotation, biological process: sensory perception of taste. The coding region runs from base 1 to 249 and encodes 82 amino acids. The transcript has a single exon. The record is from RefSeq and is a predicted model, not a curated record.